AACUCUCGCAAAGUCUCGCGAUGGCUGACACUUCUCGCGACGUGUUGCUGUGCUAACCUGCGCGGGCGGUGUAGCAGCUGUAUGUGCUCGGCUGGUGGUGGAAGUGAACUGUUAUAAACUGGAAAACAAGGCUGUGGGAAGCCCUGAACCCUGAUCAGAUCAUCAUGUCAGAGCUGAGCGGGAAGGUCCAGACCGUCCUGGGUCUGGUGGACCCGGACCAGCUGGGCCGCACAAUGACCCACGAGCACCUGACCAUGAGCUUCGAGUGCUGCUACUUUCCCCCUCCCCUGGGUGAUGAGGAGGUGGCGGAGAACCCGUUCCAGAUGCGGCACAUGCACUGGCUGAGGCAGAACCCCUACAGCUGCCACGAGAACCUGCUCCUGCAGCAGGAGACCGCCGCCGUCAGGGAGGAGCUGCUGGCCUACAGGAAGGCCGGGGGGGGCACGAUAGUGGAGAACACCACCACGGGCAUCGACCGGGACCUGCCCACGCUCCGGCAGCUGGCCAAGGACACCGGGGUCCACGUUGUGGCAGGAGCAGGGUACUAUGUGGACUGCACCCACACUGAGGCCACCAAGAAAAUGAGUGAGGAGAAGCUCACAGACAUCAUCGUCAGUGAGGUGCUUCACGGCGCAGACGGCACGGACAUCCGCUGCGGAGUGAUCGGAGAGAUCGGCACCGGCUGGCCCAUCACGGAGAGUGAGAAGAAGGUGCUGAGGGCCUCGGCCCACGCCCAGGCUCAGCUCGGCUGCCCCGUCAUCAUCCACCCAGGCAGGAACCCCGCUGCUCCAGCUGAGGUCGUCCGGAUACUCCAGGAGGCCGGCGGUGACAUCAGCAAAACUGUCAUGUCUCACCUGGACAGGACCAUAUUUGAUGAGGGUGAACUGCUCGAAUUUGCUAAACUGGGGAGCUACCUGGAGUACGAUCUGUUUGGAACGGAGAUGCUGAACUACCCGUACAACCUGGAGGUGGACAUGCCCAGCGACAGCCAGAGAGUCAAGACCUUGGCGUUCCUGGUGAAGGAGGGCUACGAGGACAAGAUCGUGGUCGCACACGACAUCCACACCAAGAACCGGCUGACCAAGUUCGGCGGCCACGGCUACUCCCACAUCCUGAAGAACAUUGUGCCGAAGAUGCUGAUGAGGGGCAUCUCUCAGCACCAGGUGGAUAAGAUUCUCAUUGACAACCCCAAACACUGGCUGACCUUCAAAUAAAGUAAAAAAAGAAAAAAAAAGAGAGAGAGACCCGAGGCAGGCAGUUUGUGAUGUAGCAAUUAUUUUAUCUUCAGAUGAUGACACCCCACAAUGAAUAUUUUGAGAUCUUUGCAAUAAUCACAGUCCAAAGUGAUUCAUAAAUGUGAUUUUUGGACCCUUAAACCAAUGAGCUUACAGUGUAUGUGCACUAAUUUGUCUUUAAAGUCAAUGUUCUUACAUUUUUUCAGCAAAGAAAAAUGUUUUUUUUUUUACUCUUUCUUUUCAUUGGAAAGUAAUUACAGGCUGUUGUUUCAUCCAGCUGAAAGAGUUUUUAUACAGACCCUUAUUAAUUAAAACUUCAUUUUCUGUUUGUGAUUAUACAUCAUUCACUCUCUAAGCAAAUUAUAUAAAGGAGCCUUGCAGGAUCACAGUGCCUCUCAUUAGCGGUCUUGUUUUGGUCCCAUUUAUGCCACACACACAAAAAAAAAACAAAACAGCUUGUGUUUGUCUGCAGAAAUGUGAGUACAGUCUAAGACAAAUCCUUUCCACUCUGUGGAGGUAUUGUCUACAGUGGUGCUCAAACAUGGUGCUAAUUGAUUUUUCAAUUUCAAUGUCAGCGACGUUUGCUGCUUUCCUUUUGUAUUUGUAAGUGACAUUUCUGCAAACAGGUUUUAUGGGAGGGAAAAUAACGAGCUGCGUUAGUAAUCAGUAUGCUGCUCUGCUCUCGACACAGUGCGGCUGUGUUAGAUGAGUUGUCCUGUUGCCCCUCAGUGGGUGCCUGGGUGUCUAUGGGAGGCUGGCUGCUGUCUGGCAGGCCCAGAUGAAGGACAUGUUCUCCUCUCACCUGGGAACAGGUGGCCUCACAGGGUGACUUCGCCACAUGAUCAAUGGCAUGAUCGCAACAGCUGACUGUGCACCCGUGGAAAAAAAAAAAAAAAAAAAAAAAAAACGACACAACUUUGAUUAAUCUUCCUCUAAGAGGAUGAGAAAGUGAUUCAGAGGAUUUUCAUUUUAACAUUAUAUUUUACACUUGAGUUAACAGUCUAUCUGGAGGGGUUGGGGGUGGUUUAACAAUCGGCAGGCGGGUCGGUGAGUUGUUUUUGAGCUCGGGGAAACAUUUCUGUCCAUGUGACUGUCCAGUUUUGUGAUGGUGACUAACUACCAGACCACCCUGUUGCCCCAACCAGCUGUCCACACUGAGACAGACAAGAAAAAUGAGUGGCGAUGAUCAUUUUGUGACAGCACUUCAAUGUGAACACCAGAAUGGCCCUUUACAGAUUUCUAUUUCUCUUUAAAGUCUUUUUUUAUGCUGCACAGAGUUAAAAUGUUAAAUUUCUAUAAUCAUGCAUCACUACAGCUUUGAACAUUUUCACUCAAAAUGCAACAAUUAUCACAUAUUUUUGAAAAAUAAAGCACACAUGUGGACUAACAA
This is a messenger RNA of Lates calcarifer (barramundi perch), 2625 nucleotides long. RefSeq names its product phosphotriesterase related (gene pter). Gene Ontology annotation, molecular function: zinc ion binding. Gene Ontology annotation, biological process: catabolic process. The record is from RefSeq and is a predicted model, not a curated record. NCBI's taxonomy places the organism in Eukaryota, Metazoa, Chordata, Actinopteri, Centropomidae. Bases 165 to 1214 code for a protein of 349 amino acids. The transcript has 5 exons.